This is a messenger RNA of Ixodes scapularis (black-legged tick), 534 nucleotides long. Its product is annotated as probable caffeoyl-CoA O-methyltransferase 2. Lineage: Eukaryota; Metazoa; Arthropoda; Arachnida; Ixodida; Ixodidae. The record is from RefSeq and is a predicted model, not a curated record. The coding region runs from base 1 to 534 and encodes 177 amino acids. Gene Ontology annotation, molecular function: O-methyltransferase activity; S-adenosylmethionine-dependent methyltransferase activity. The transcript is spliced from 5 exons.
AUGAUGAGCACAAGAAGUGUCCUGCAUCUACUGCACACUCUCAUUAAGGCAACCGGGGCCAAGCGAUUUCUUGAUAUAGGUGUUUUCACUGGAUGCAGCUCUCUUGCGGCUGCGCUAGCAUUGCCGGAAGAUGGUCACGUGGUUGGACUGGACAUUUCCAUGGAAUUCCCUGAAAUUGGAAUGCCGUUCUGGAAAAAGGCUGCAGUCGAUCACAAGAUAGAUGUUCGCGUCGCUCCGGCGAGUGAAUCUCUUGAUUUGAUGAUUAAGAAUGGCGAAACGUUUGAUAUAAUUUUUAUUGAUGCCGACAAACCAGGUUGUUCAGGCUAUUUCAAGAAAUCUUUGAAGGUUCUAAAAAAGAACGGAAUUGUUGCCGUCGACAACGUACUAUUUCACGGACAAGUGUUGGACUUGGACAACAACGAACCAGUACCAGCUUCAAUGAGGAUAGUUAACGACAUUAUUUACAAAGAUGACGCUGUUUUUGCAAGCAUGCUAACAGUCGGUGAUGGUCUUACCUUAGCAUUGAAGAAGUGA